Messenger RNA from Oryctolagus cuniculus (rabbit), 5533 nucleotides. NCBI's taxonomy places the organism in Eukaryota, Metazoa, Chordata, Mammalia, Lagomorpha, Leporidae. The record is from RefSeq and is a predicted model, not a curated record.
AGGGCGGCCUGGAAGGCUCGGAUCACACGGCCGCGCGAGGGGGCGACCGGGCCGGGGCCGCUGCACGCCGAGGGCGAGGCCGAGCCGGGCCCCCGCCGCGCCCACCCGCUCCGCGCCGAGGGCCGGAGGAUGAGUUCCCCGGGGUCCGGGUUUAUGAAAAUAUGCAUCCGUUUAAUACUGUCUUGGAAUUCAUGAGAUGGAAGCAUAGGUCAAAACCGUUCAGAGAAAAUUGGAAGUGCAGUUCUGUCUGGGCACAUCUCUGAGCACAUCAGCAGAGAGUUGGAUCAGAAGCAGAGCAGCCUGGCUAGAACCAGUGCUGCAGUAUGGGAUGCUGGCAUCACAGGUGACGGGUUGACCAGCUACCCCUCAACACCAGCCCUUCAUGAUACAGUUCCCACAGUAUUCUGUGCUCAUCUCCUCCAGUUCAUCAUAUAGAUCACAGGAGAAAGCAGUGGGAGUUGGAGUUACUGUCAAGUGAUUGCGGCCUGUCCUGAGAACACUUCCCCGAGCUCAGCUGUUAACGGUGACAGAGCACAGGGGACGCCGACCUUGAACAAUGACUCAGCUCUGUGUGCACAUCAGGUUACUGGGAGCCUAUCUGUUCAUCAUUUCUCGUGUUCACGGACAGAAUCUAGACAGUAUGCUCCAUGGCACUGGGGUGAAAUCAGAGUCCGACCAGAAGAAGUCAGAAAAUGGAGCCACCUUAGCGCCAGAGGACACGCUGCCUUUUUUGAAGUGCUAUUGCUCAGGACACUGCCCUGAUGACGCUGUCAAUAACACAUGCAUAACUAAUGGACAUUGCUUUGCCAUCAUAGAAGAAGAUGACCAGGGAGAAACCACACUGGCGUCAGGGUGUAUGAAAUAUGAAGGGUCUGACUUUCAGUGCAAGGAUUCACCUAAAGCCCAGCUGCGCCGGACCAUAGAGUGCUGCCGCACCCACCUGUGUAACCAGUAUUUGCAGCCGACACUGCCCCCUGCUGUUGUAGGUCCUUUCUUCGAUGGCAGCGUCCGGUGGCUGGUUGUGCUUGUGUCCAUGGCCAUCUGCAUCGUUGCUAUGAUCAUCUUCUCCAGCUGCUUUUGUUACAAACAUUACUGCAAGAGCAUGUCCAGUCGACGUCGUUACAAUCGAGACUUGGAGCAGGAUGAGGCGUUUAUCCCCGUGGGAGAGUCGCUGAAAGACCUCAUCGACCAGUCGCAGAGCUCUGGGAGCGGAUCUGGCCUUCCUCUGCUGGUUCAGCGAACUAUCGCCAAACAGAUUCAGAUGGUGCGGCAAGUUGGAAAGGGCCGGUAUGGAGAAGUGUGGAUGGGUAAAUGGCGUGGAGAGAAAGUGGCAGUCAAGGUGUUUUUCACCACUGAAGAGGCCAGCUGGUUUCGAGAAACAGAAAUCUACCAAACAGUGCUGAUGCGACACGAGAACAUACUCGGUUUCAUAGCAGCGGACAUUAAAGGCACAGGCUCCUGGACUCAACUCUACCUGAUCACCGACUACCACGAGAACGGGUCCCUCUAUGACUUCCUGAAAUGUGCCACCCUGGACACCAGAGCUCUGCUCAAGUUGGCUUACUCGGCUGCCUGUGGUCUGUGCCACUUGCACACAGAAAUUUAUGGCACCCAAGGGAAGCCUGCCAUUGCCCAUCGAGACCUGAAGAGCAAAAACAUCCUCAUCAAGAAAAACGGGAGCUGUUGUAUUGCUGACCUGGGCCUUGCUGUUAAAUUCAACAGUGACACGAAUGAAGUGGAUGUGCCCCUGAACACCAGGGUGGGCACCAAGCGCUACAUGGCUCCCGAGGUGCUGGACGAGAGCCUGAACAAAAACCACUUCCAGCCCUACAUCAUGGCGGACAUCUACAGCUUCGGCCUCAUCAUCUGGGAGAUGGCCCGCCGCUGCGUCACGGGAGGGAUCGUGGAAGAGUACCAGCUGCCGUACUACAACAUGGUGCCCAGCGACCCGUCCUACGAGGACAUGCGCGAGGUCGUGUGCGUCAAGCGGCUGCGGCCGAUUGUGUCCAACCGCUGGAACAGCGACGAGUGCCUGCGGGCCGUGCUGAAGCUGAUGUCAGAGUGCUGGGCCCACAAUCCAGCCUCCAGACUCACGGCGCUGCGGAUCAAGAAGACGCUGGCCAAGAUGGUGGAGUCGCAGGAUGUAAAGAUCUGAGCUACGCGCUGCAGGCGCCGCCCCUGCCCCUGGGCUCGCCGGGGCCAGCAUGGGAGGAGGACUCGAACCUGGCUCGCGCCCGCCCUCACUGCACCUUCCCAGGCUGCUAGCGUCAGACCCUCCCGUAUCCUAGAAGCCGGGAACUCGUAGACACUUGGUUUCUAUACGAACAGCUGUGUUUUAAAUGUGGUAUUUGAUGCCUUUUUUUAUUGGGUUUCUAUGAACUGCAUAGACUUCAGUCCUGAUGAGUAGGGCUCCAGUCAGACUCUGGGUGCUGAGCUGCCUGGUCAGCAGGUGGUGCUUUCUGUGAAAGCCUCCGGAAGAUAGAGUUCAGCAGAGGUGGAGAAGCACACGCUUGCCUUCUACCCGAGGACGUUCCAUCUGUGCGCUCCGCUUGCCUUUGCAGAGUGGCCCCGAGGGGGCGCCUGGCCUGCCUCCGUCACCCGCCAGCCGCCCUCGGCUGCCCUGGGAGCUGGAAGACAAUGACGGACGAGUGCACAGGAAGGUGCUGGUGGCUGCUGGUUUGUGCUUUAAAAAUGCAAUUUCUGACCGAGAGUCCCCUUCUUUAAAAGCCUUGCGGGCUGGAGAGCUCCCCCACCCGUGUUUCUUCUUAAUGUCAAAGUCAGUGUCAAGGCCAAAAGAAGUCUAAAGUGCCCGUGAAUCUGGACUGUUUUCCUGCCACCACCCUUUUUUUUUGGGGGGGGGUAUUUUGUUGGGAAGAGCACCCUCCCCAGAGCUGGAGCCUCCAGUGCCAUAAGCUGCGUCACCUGGAAAGCACCUGCUGUGCGUUGGCCCGCAGUGCCAGUGCCGCUGACUGCCUUCUGUGUUCCUCGUUCUCAGUGACUUUUAAAAGGGAAGUUAUUUAUAUUUUGUGUAUAAUGUGCUUUACUUGCAAAACCCCUGCUCCCUGACAGCCUGCGGGGGUCACAUGUGUCCGUGUAUUAGCAGCCAGCUCACGGGGCCCUCAGCCCACCCCCCAGGGGAGACACUGGGGAGAGCGGGACUAUGGGGGAGUGUUCAGAAUGAUCGCGGCCACGGCAGGGCUCCCCAUGCCGGGCCCUGUCAGCCCUGGGCAAAAAUGUGUCCACUAAGAUCGCAAUGUUCCUUUAUGAGAGGAGUCUCUUGAUUAGAAAUGUUGUCUCAGAGCUGAUGGAAAUCCAUGCGCAACUGUUAAUUAAGCGUGUUGUAGACAACCAGAUGGUUUGCGGUUUCUGCGCCCUGCCGUGUGCAGACACUGGAGAGUCGGGAGAGGCUCAGCACCUGGUCAGCACCCGUGAGCACGCAGUGCGCCUGUCACUCAGUAAAGUGGUGCCAGUUUCCUAGAUGCUUUCCCGCCUCCAGGAACGGUGCAGGUCCUGCAGCUUGCUACCGCGUAACACCUCCAGAUAGCCACCUCCUGCUCAGAACACACAGCUCAUGGGUGCAUCCCGUGAGAUCGACAUAGCAUCCACGCGGGGAUAUCACACACGGUCAGAAAGGCUUAAAGUAAACGCGGGCAAAUCACAGCACGUGUCCUUCCGUGUCGUUGGAAGCUAAAACGCACAUGUGGGUGUCUACACAAAUUUGAAGCUUGCCUUAUCCGUCUGGAUUGUUUAGUAAGUUGCAUCUCACAUAAUCAAAAUCGGAAGUGUUUAUUAAGAUAAGUAAAUUUGCAUAUUGGCAGUACCAAAUAACUUGCCUUUUUGCCUUUUCAGAAUGUUUCCCCAUCUAUAUAUCCAGAAAUAUAUUUUCAUCGAGAUUGCCACGUGACGUUUUUGAGCCCUGGUUAACCUUGGUUAACCUUGGUUUGUGUAUGACUUGAUAAACUAAAAAUUUUGGUCAUCUUAGUAUAGGAAAUUUAUACCGAAAGGCAAAUUUCAUUCUUAGAAAUGCUAAAAUGGUAUGUGAAGCAAAAAAUUGCAGUGUAUGAGGUCACAAUGAUAAUGUUUUUGAUUAGUGUGGACUGGUGACAGUGAUACUGAGAAUUAACCCGAAAAAACUUGUUCAACAAAAACAUUUCCUAGGAUACGAUCUUCUUUAAAAAGCAAAUGCUGCCAGAUUUGGAAUCCUGAAAUCUAAAAAAAAAAAAAAAAAAAGUUGCAUGAAACUUAACCAUUUUCUGCUCUCCUUCUCACUCUUACUCUUAAAUUUGAAGUUUAGCUACUAAGUGAAGCAAUUACUCUGUCAGCCAGUAAGGGGAAGCCCUGUGUGUGUGGUACCACUGUUGAUAAUUGAUGAGACCCUGAAAGUUUAGAAUUCAGCAUUCAUAAAUGUCUGGCUUCAGCCAGCCAUACCUUUUAAAUAUCAUAAACAGAAAAGCAAAAGCCUAAAGGACCUGGAUAUGAACAGCGGGAGUGAGUUCUCUUAUGCGGCGGCGAGUCUGGGAUUAAAGGCUCACCGAGACCCGCUUCCCGUUGUCCUGCAGCUCUCCCUGUGCUCGCUCACUGAACAAGUCUCUGAAGUGCAGCGCUUUCAUCAGCUUUUCCUGUUGCCUUCCCAGCGUCCAGGGGUGUUCAUAAACUCAGAAAGUGACCUUCACCUGUGGUUUCUGAAAAAUCGCGUUUCCCUAGAAUGUGCCAGAUGUUUUCCCUAUUCACUCCUCACAAAUACUCAGUACCUCGUUUUUCGGAUGCUUUAUUUAGAACACAAAUGCAGUACAGUUUUUAAAGAAUCGUGCAUCUCGAGGUGGUCCAGGAUUAAAUUUGAUACUGAAGAAUAAUUUAUUCCAAACAGAUUUUUAUAUAUUAAAACAUUUCUUGACAUAUAUUUUGUUUUGAAUUGUUUCUAAAUAUCUUGAAAUAAUUUCAACCGCAGAAAUACUGUGUGCGUUUUUGUUAAAGAAUCAUGGCCCUUGGGCUGUUUAAAAGUGGCAGCAUUGGAGAAGAGCUCGGUCAGAGGCAAAGGUCGCCUCCGCGCCCUGUGCUGUGGCGAGAGCCGCGCUGGGACCCGGCCGAGGGCAGCAGCAGGGGCCACCAUCCCCAUCGUCCCUCAGGAAGGCGUGUGAAUGCAGCUCCCGCAAAGGGUGAACUAUCGCCGUAAUUUUAGCUUGUGCUCUGUACUCUGCUUUUCCGUGGAAUUAUUUAAUCCUCUUAGUGACCUCUGUCCUUUCCAUUUACAAACUGAACUGCAGUAUAUAUUGUAUAAAGUGAACAUAUCCUUACAGCCUCAUUAGGGAGAGUGUACAUAGAUGUUGAAAGAAGGGCAAAGACAAGCAAUUUUAUUAUGCAAUUGUAAACACCAAAACCAAGAGACUCGUCUUUGAUAUGUAACACACUAAAUGUAUUUUGUACAGCAUCUGGCCUGAAAGGUGCCUUAUUAAGUUUACCAUUAAUUGCUUUGUUCUAUAUACAGAUUAUGUCCAAUGUAUCAUUUUUAAGUAAAUAACCUUAUUUUAGUAUA